Molecule: messenger RNA, 708 nt
Organism: Mesocestoides corti
Lineage: Eukaryota; Metazoa; Platyhelminthes; Cestoda; Cyclophyllidea; Mesocestoididae
Source: the annotation of a GenBank genome assembly
AUGUUUGCAGAGUACUGGAGUAGGUCUACGUGCACAGACGAACAGGCGAUAAUCGAUAUUCUGGGUCAGCGGACAAGUGCCGAGCGGCUGGAAAUCCGACAGACAUUCGCGGCCAUUUCGCAAGAGCCAGAGGGCUACAACCCACCGAACGCCGGUGUGACCCCAUUCACGUCCGCAGCUGGCAUUCAGCUUCAUGACCUGAACGGAGGAGGAAUUCAGGUGGAGCCUGGUGCGUGUUUUAUGUCCCUACUGAGGCACAUCCAGCCGGUAGUGCAUACCAGCAGAAGUGAUAAAGACACACCUAACUGCAACGUACGCCCAGCAGUACAGUGUGAGCCUCUAGCUGGAGCACAAGCACGAGUCAGAAUGCUUGAUUUGAAGAAGGCGGCUGCAUCCACCCUCACUCACUCCCUCGCCUUGCUUACGCCUACACACACUUUCGAAGGGAAGGAGGGUUGGGAUGUUAGCAGCAGCCUUCAUGAUGCCCUGCACCGGUGUCUCAGUGGGGACUUUCGGGACCUGGCUCUGACCCUCACGAAGACACCUUGGGAGAUAAUGGCGGAGGCGCUUUUCAACGCGAUGCGCGGAUACGGCAUUAAGGAGCGCGUCCUCAACGAGAUCCUCAGCUCCUGCUCACGCGACGACAUACCAGAACUCAAGAAGGCCUACGAAGAGGGUAAAUGUCGUCUUGGCUUGUGCCGAAGCUGA